ACAUCCCUUUCAACAAACACUGGAUAAUUCCUUGUGCAGAUACUUUUCAGAAUGAGUAAAUGGAGUAAUGGAAUUCAAUAUAUAGUUUCUGUGUGUUGUAUAGUCCAUUAUUGCAUGUAGUUAUCAAACUCAAGCUACCACGCUCUUAAAAGAAGCGUGAAAAUCAUCUUUCUUUCACCUUUUUCACUCUUUUAUAAAAGCUCAGUACUAUCUGUUCUCUUUGUUUCUGUUAUAUCCUAGCUCAGGAAUUUGCCUAAAUAUGGGGAAUCAAAUUCUUUGGUUGGUAUUUUGUUUAUGGGCUUUGACAUGCCUACUUCUUCCUGCUACCUCCGAUGGCCUAGUGAGAAUUAGUUUGAAGAAGCGUCCUCUGGAUCUUGAUAGCAUUAAUGCUGCCAGACUCGCAAGGCAGGAAGGCAAAUCAGGAGUUGGUGCAUACAGCAGGUUUCAUAAUUCAGAUAUAGAUAUAGUACCACUUAAAAACUUUUUGGAUACUCAAUACUUCGGAGAAAUUGGUAUUGGCUCGCCCCCACAGAAGUUCACUGUCAUAUUUGAUACUGGCAGUUCUAAUCUCUGGAUUCCAUCAUCAAAAUGCUACUUUUCUCUUGCCUGCUAUUUCCAUUCUAGGUACAAAUCAAGUCAGUCCAGUACAUAUACCAUGAAUGGAACAACUUGUGAAAUACAGUAUGGAUCUGGAUCAAUUGCUGGUUUCUUCAGUCAAGAUAGUGUUGAAGUUGGAAAUCUUGUUGUCAGGGAUCAAGAUUUCAUUGAGGUUACGCGAGAAGGAAGUCUUACAUUUGUCUUGGCAAAGUUUGAUGGAAUACUUGGGCUUGGAUUUCAGGAAAUCUCAGUUGGGAAUGCUGUUCCAGUGUGGUACAAUAUGAUGCAGCAACACCUUGUAGGGGAUGAUGUCUUCUCAUUCUGGCUCAACAAGGAUCCAGAGGCCGCAGAGGGUGGUGAGAUUGUUUUUGGUGGUGUUGAUGAAAAACACUAUAAGGGGAAACAUACCUAUGUUCCAAUUACCAGAAAAGGUUACUGGCAGUUCAGCAUGGGAGAUUUUCUAAUUGGAGACCAUUCAACAGGAGUCUGCCAGUGGGGUUGCCCUGCAAUCGUGGAUUCAGGAACAUCCUUGCUUGCUGGUCCAACAGCUAUUGUGGCUGAAAUCAAUAAUGCCAUUGGAGCUGAAGGGAUCGUGAGUGCUGAGUGCAAGGAAGUGAUCACACAGUAUGGAGAGUUAAUAUGGGAUCUACUGAUAUCAGGGAUACGACCUGGUCAAGUAUGUUCACAGCUUGGUUUAUGCAUUUGCAAUGGGGCUCAGUGUGUGAGCACCAGGAUUGAAUCAGUGGUUGAGAAGGAGGAAUCGUCUGUUGGGGAUGAUCUUCUAUGCACGGCCUGUGAGACGCUUGUCAUUUGGGUCCAGAAUCAACUAAAACAAAAGGAGACAAAGGAGGCAGCUUUCAACUAUGUGAAUAAGUUAUGCGAGAGCCUACCAAGUCCAAUGGGAGAGUCAGUAAUUGAUUGUGAGAGUGUUUUAAGCAUGCCAAACAUCACUUUUACCAUAGGAGAUAAACCUUUCAAUCUCACUCCAGACCAGUAUAUUCUGAAAACUGGAGAAGGCAUUGCAGCAGUUUGCAUCAGUGGGUUUAUGGCUUUUGACAUACCUCCUCCAAGAGGUCCUCUCUGGAUUCUUGGAGAUGUGUUCAUGAGAGUGUAUCACACUGUGUUCGACUUCGGUGAACUCCAGCUGGGUUUUGCUGAGGCUGUUUAGCAAGCAAACCUUUUAUUAGGUUGUAUAUUGUGAUCAGAUGCUCUGAUGCCAAUAGUAGUAGAAGAUAGAUAUAAUGGAUUGUAGAGAGGUUUAUGCUUGUAUAUGCCUAUUAUCACAUCACAUGAAUACAUGCACUUUUGCUCUUAAAUUCAACUGAAUUAUACUUAAAAAUCUUUGUAAUUAAGGUAUAUUUCUUUC
Messenger RNA from Hevea brasiliensis (rubber tree), 1963 nucleotides. Its product is annotated as aspartic proteinase. Gene Ontology annotation, biological process: proteolysis; lipid metabolic process. Gene Ontology annotation, molecular function: aspartic-type endopeptidase activity. The coding region runs from base 260 to 1765 and encodes 501 amino acids. The record is from RefSeq and is a predicted model, not a curated record. Lineage: Eukaryota; Viridiplantae; Streptophyta; Magnoliopsida; Malpighiales; Euphorbiaceae. The transcript is spliced from 14 exons.